AUGAGCCUAUUUCUGCGUACAGUGGCCAGAACUGGUGCUACGCAAUGGAUGCGGGCAUCCCUAUCCACGUCCUCGAUCGUAUACAAGGAUCCAAAGGCGCAAAAGGAAGCUCCAAUACUGGAUGCGUGCGUUAUCCUUGCCGGUGAAGAGGAACGGGCCCGUGAUAACCUUUCAACCAUCACUGUUCCCACGAAGGUUGAUAUUAGCCCCAUCACUGGAGUGCCGGAAGAGCACGUGAAGGAACGUCGUGUACGUAUCUUCAUGCCGGCCAAGAAUGCUAUGCAAAGUGGAACGGAUAACAUUCAACAUUGGAGCAUUGAGUUCGAUAACCGCGAACGCUGGGAGAAUCCAUUGAUGGGAUGGUCUUCAUCUGGCGACCCAUUGUCGAACAUGCGGGUCGAAUUCACCACCGCAGAUGAGGCGAUCGCGCAUUGCGAAAAGAACGGAUGGAGAUGGUUCGUAGACAAGGUCGAAGUUCAAAAGAAGCAGCGUGUGAAGAACUACGGCAUCAACUUUUCGUGGAACAAACGUACCCGUGUAUCGACCAAGUGA
Molecule: messenger RNA, 552 nt
Organism: Anopheles marshallii
Lineage: Eukaryota; Metazoa; Arthropoda; Insecta; Diptera; Culicidae
Gene: ND-18
Product: NADH dehydrogenase [ubiquinone] iron-sulfur protein 4, mitochondrial
Exons: 4
Coding region: 1-552 (183 amino acids)
Biological process (GO): electron transport chain
Source: RefSeq, a predicted model, not a curated record